Molecule: messenger RNA, 465 nt
Organism: Mytilinidion resinicola
Lineage: Eukaryota; Fungi; Ascomycota; Dothideomycetes; Mytilinidiales; Mytilinidiaceae
Exons: 2
Coding region: 1-465 (154 amino acids)
Source: RefSeq, a predicted model, not a curated record
AUGAUCCGCACGGCUGCUACUCCAUCAAAAAGUUCGCAUCAGCGACUUUUCGCCGAGAAAGUACAAGAUGUGCAGUGCAAGAACGAUGUGCUCGACGAAAUUCGAGACCUCGCGAGAAAGAAGAGAGAAGGCAAAUGGGCACGCCUGAUUCCAGCACAGGAUAUCAUUGCCAUUAUCUAUAAUGGCGCAGCAGGAUCUUGUCCCGGAAGGCGUCUCAUCAUCGACUUCUUCGCACAUCGGAAUAUCAGUAAGUUCCUCGGCACGGAAGACUACAACACAUAUCCUGCGGAGUUCCUCUGGGACGUUAUCGUUCGCCUGCAUCAAGUGCGGCCAUCAGCCUUGGAAGAUCCAACCGAAAAGAACGAUAAGUCAAGCUAUCACGAGCCGGUCGAUGACGAGAGCAAAAGUAUCAACGAAGACAAGCAAGGCGACCAAUCCAAGUCAGUCAACGGAGCUUCAAAAUGA